Messenger RNA from Plasmodium gallinaceum, 903 nucleotides. RefSeq names its product conserved Plasmodium protein, unknown function. Lineage: Eukaryota; Apicomplexa; Aconoidasida; Haemosporida; Plasmodiidae. The coding region runs from base 1 to 903 and encodes 300 amino acids. The record is from RefSeq and is a predicted model, not a curated record. The transcript has a single exon. Gene Ontology annotation, molecular function: protein binding.
AUGAGUGAAUUAUUAUCAAUAAAGAAUUUAUUUAUUUGUUCUCAUGAGAAGAGUGUAGACGAACUUAAAAGUGCUAUAGAAGGUUUAAUUGGGAAAAAUAAAAUAGAAAAUAGUGGAGAUAAUAAAAAUGAAAAAAAAUAUGAUAUGAUAAAAGAUUACUUGGAUGCAAAUAAAAAUAAUGUUUUACAUUUUGCUGUUUAUGGAAACAAUUUUAAUAAUGUUAAAUUUAUAAUUGAAAAUACUAACCUUAUAAAUAGUUUUAAUAUUGAUGAACAAAACAGUCUAAUUAUAAGUAUAUUAAACAAAAAUACUGAAAUUAGUAAAUAUUUAAUCGAUAAUAAUAUUGACUAUAAUAAAACAGAUAAGUAUAAAUCUAACGCUUUGUUGUAUAGCCUUAUUACGCAAAACUAUGAAAUUUUUAAUAUAUUAAUAGAAAAAAAAAAUAUAGAUAUAAAUAUAAAUAGUUAUGAAAAAGGAAAUUUAAUUAGUAUAUGUGUUUUUGAAAAAAAUAUAAAAAUAUUAAAAAAGUUACUUAAUAAGAAUAUUUCUCCAAGUUUUGAAAAAAAUAUUUUUCCACAUCCACUUAUUUUUAUUAUUUAUAGCAAUGAUAAUGAUUUAUUAUAUCUAUAUUUAACAUAUUCUUUAUAUUAUUAUACUAAAAAUGAAGAAUUAUAUAAGUUAAAUGAGAUAAACUUUGAUGAUAAAACUAAUAAAAUAAUCAUUGAUUUGGAAAAUAAACAUAUAAUUGAUUCCAUUUUAAAUGAUAAAAAAUAUGAUUUAACAAUUUUUAAAAAACUUUUAAAUCUUAAAGAUGAAAAUGGUUCAUCAUUAUUAGAUAUAUGUACAAAUAAUAAUAAUAAUACAGGGAGAAAUGUCUUGUUAUAUUAUAGUGGAAGUGAAUAA